AUGGCCCUUUUGGCCAAACAUUCAUGUAAACGACUGGACAAAUUCAUUUCAGCACCGUUGAAAUUCACCUCAGUCUUGUACAGGACAUCUCCAUCGACAACUAAAUCAACAGUUUCUUACAUUUCCCUGAAAACUGUUGCAAGCAUUCAAAAUCGUACGCGCUCCCUGGUGCAGGCCUUGCGAGCUGCCAAAAACGAACAGUCAAGAUUGAUUCGCUUGGAAGAAUUCAACGACCAUAUUCUUCGCUAUCAAGGUGUCAGUAGAAGCCAGGCCAUUCGAGAGAAGGCGAUAAGUACUCUGUUGGAUAUCAGAAAGAAGGGCAACAAGGAGGUGUGCAAAGAAGCUCAAAAGGCGUUGGUCUUGCUUGGCUGGGUGGAUCCUGUUAAAGGAACAGGGAUCAAGGUUUUGUCCAUCGAUGGCGGAGGAUCCAGGUAAGUUUGAAGAUAAAGAAAGCUGCGAUUGGGUGGUGGGUGUUGCAGAGGAGAGACAUAAAUAAGUCAUUUCCGAGUUGCCUCAAUACUCUGUUUCAAAACAUGGCUAAGAGCAAAGCCAAUGAUAUGAUAAUUGUUUUUUAUUCUUCUGCAAAGAAAACUCAUUUCCACCAGGCCCCGGUUGUUCAAACAUUGACUAGUGCUCUCCACUGGAUAAAUCACUAUCCAGCAGAUAAGUAUUUUGGGGAAACCAAUUGCACUAUCCACUGGAUAGAGAUUUAUCCGGUGGAUAGCGCUAUCCACCUUUUGAACAACUGGGGCCAGGAGGGUUAUGCACUAAGCAUUGUUUUGAAUGUGAAAGUUUUUUGAACUCAGAAAUGGCCUAUUGGCUAUUUUACAAUGGGAGGCUCACUCAACCCAGUAAAACGGGGAUAGAGGCUAACUCUGCUGACUUUGCUGUAAUGAAACAUCAUUAUAGCGAACAAAUUUUGCCAGUCCCUUGGCACCUUGCUAUAUCAAGGUUCCACUGUACACUGGUAGAUAUUUCUUUACACACAAUCCAAAGUAAUACCAUUAUGGGUAAAAAUAGAUGUUAAUAAGAUCAUUGCAGUUGAAGACUCAACUCAUGCAGGUGUGAAAAGAAAACCUGAAAACUUCAGGCUUGCUGUGAUUCAAACCCUGACCACUGUGAUACUAUGGCAGUUCUCCAACCAGUUAAGCUGGGAAGCCAACUGGGAGCCAGUCAUUAUUAAGUCUUUCGUAAAUUAUUGUAAACAGGGUAUAGCAUGCAUGAGUAGAGAUGUUUGCAGAUAUCUAGUUUGUCAUUACUCAGGUCAUUUUCUUUUCUAUGCUGUUGAGGGGCUUUCUUUUUUUCUUUUCUGGGUAGAGUAGUUGAAAGGAUAGUGGGUAAAACUUCAGUGUAGUUUGUGACCUGACUUACAGUUACUAGCAGGAUUAGAACUUUAAUGACUCUUCAAACACUUCUGCCCUUGUUUCCAUAACACUUUUCUCUUUUAGUUUCCUGUCCCCCUGUUUCUCACUCUUUUCUUGCUAGUACCUUUGACUUAUCCAAGUCUUGCAUGCAAGUCUUUUCAGUGAUUAUUGUUUUAUUUUACCAUAGAUCACAGUCCCUCCUCUGCCGCUAUUUGGGAAUGAAAGUAUUAUAUCAAUCUAAUUUCUCUUCUACUUUUUCUUUAACAGAGGCUUGAUGGCCAUUGAAAUUCUUAAAAGAAUCGAAGAUUUGUGUAACAAAGAGAUUUAUGAACUGUUUGACCUGAUCUGCGGAGCUUCUACAGGUGCUAUUCUUGCAUGAGGAUCCAGGUAAGUUUGAAGAUAAAGAAAGCUGCGAUUGGGUGGUGGGUGUUGCAGAGGAGAGACAUAAAUAAGUCAUUUCCGAGUUGCCUCAAUACUCUGUUUCAAAACAUGGCUAAGAGCAAAGCCAUUGAUAUAAUAAUUGUUUUUUAUUCUUCUGCAAAUAAAACUCAUUUCCACCAGGCCCCGGUUGUUCAAACAUUGACUAGUGCUCUCCACUGGAUAAAUCACUAUCCAGCAGGCCCCAGUUGUUCAAACGUUGGAUAGCGCUAUCCAACGUUUGAACAACUGGGGCCAGAUAAGUAUUUUGGGGAAACCAAUAAUGCACUAUCCACUGGAUAGACAUUUAUCCGGUGGAUAGCGCUAUCCACCUUUUGAACAACUGGGACCAGGAGGGUUAUGCACUAAGCAUUGUUUUGAAUGUGAAAGUUUUUUGAACUCAGAAAUGGCCUAUUGGCUAUUUUACGAUGGGAGGCUCACUCAACCCAGUAAAGCGGGGAUAGAGGCUAACUCUGCUGACUUUGCUGUAAUGAAACAUCAUUAUAGCGAACAAAUUUUGCCAGUCCCUUGGCACCUUGCUAUAUCAAGGUUCCACUGUACACUGUUAGAUAUUUCUUUACACACAAUCCAAAGUAAUACCAUUAUUGGUAAAAAUAGAUAUUAAUAAGAUCAUUGCAGUUGAAGACUCAACUCAUGCAGGUGUGAAAAGAAAACCCGAAAACUUCAGGCUUGCUGUGAUUCAAACCCUGACCUCUGUGAUACUAUUGCAGUUCUCCAACCAGUUAAGCUGGGAAGCCAACUGGGAGCCAGUCGUUAUUAAGACAUAGUCUUUCGUGAAUAAACAGGGUAUAGCAUGCAUGAGUAGAGAUGUUUGCAGAUAUCUAGUUUGUCAUUACUCAGGUCAUUUUCUUUUCUACCCUGUUGAGGGGCUUUCUUUUUUUCUUUUCUGGGUAGAGUAGUUGAAAGGAUAGUGGGUAAAAUUCCAGUGUAGUUUGUGACCUAACUUACAGUUUACUAGCAGGAUUAGAACUUUAACGACUCUUCAAACAUUUCUGCCCUUGUUUCCAUAACACUGUUCUCUUUUAGUUUCCUGACCCCCCUGUUUCUCACUCUUUUCUUGCUAGUACCUUUGACUCUAUCCAAGUCCUGCAUGCAAGGCUUUUCAGUGAUUGUGUUAUUUUACCAUAGUUCACAGUCGCUUUUCUGCUGCUAUUUGGUAAUGAAAGUAUUAUAUCAAUCUAAUUUGUCUUCUACUUUUUCUUUAACAGAGGCUUGAUGGCCAUUGAAAUUCUUAAAAGAAUCGAAGAUUUGUGUAACAAAGAGAUUUAUGAACUGUUUGACCUGAUCUGCGGAGCUUCUACAGGUGCUAUUCUUGCAUUCAUGCUAGGGAUCAAGNUCUAUGCUGUUGAGGGGCUUUCUUUUUUUCUUUUCUGGGUAGAGUAGUUGAAAGGAUAGUGGGUAAAACUUCAGUGUAGUUUGUGACCUGACUUACAGUUACUAGCAGGAUUAGAACUUUAAUGACUCUUCAAACACUUCUGCCCUUGUUUCCAUAACACUUUUCUCUUUUAGUUUCCUGUCCCCCUGUUUCUCACUCUUUUCUUGCUAGUACCUUUGACUUAUCCAAGUCUUGCAUGCAAGUCUUUUCAGUGAUUAUUGUUUUAUUUUACCAUAGAUCACAGUCCCUCCUCUGCCGCUAUUUGGGAAUGAAAGUAUUAUAUCAAUCUAAUUUCUCUUCUACUUUUUCUUUAACAGAGGCUUGAUGGCCAUUGAAAUUCUUAAAAGAAUCGAAGAUUUGUGUAACAAAGAGAUUUAUGAACUGUUUGACCUGAUCUGCGGAGCUUCUACAGGUGCUAUUCUUGCAUUCAUGCUAGGGAUCAAGAAGAUUCCGCUGGAGGAAUGUGAGCGUAUCUACAGAAAACUCAGCAUGGAUAUAUUUGAACAGAAUACUCUGAUUGGAACAGGGAAGUUGUUCUGGAAUCAUGCUUAUUAUGACACUACCAAGUUAGAACAGAUCCUCAAGUAAGUUCACUUUGUUAUCUAGGAGACUUUAAUCAUGAACAAGCAAGGGAAAUGUGCCGCUGUGAUGGGUAUGGUUUUCAAGCAGUUUACUCUAGGAUAGGGUAUAUAAAUCAGAGCGUUUGGGUCUAGGAUAGGGUAUCAUUUUUCAGGAAACUGAUCAGCUAGUUGAAGAUUUUAUCUAGACUAGGGAUUGUGGUAUAAGGUUUUGUUUUGGUUAGACUACUGUGCUAGUGACCUCAGUAGUUUCUGGAAAACAGCUACUCUAUGAUAGGGGAGAUUUGGAGAGUUUACUCUAGUAUAGUUCAGCUGAACUAGCUCUGGUAUAGUUUAAGGAUUCCAGGGUCCCAGCGGCACAUCCCCACCCAGAAAUUCCUAAAGCAACCCCCCUCCCCCCCCCCGGACUAACCCAUUCUAUCUUUUGUUUCCAUUUCUAAUAUUCCCAUUUCCUGGGGCUAUUCCCCUAUUCAGCAUUCCACAGUCUUUUUACUAACAUCCAAUCUUAUGCCCCCAACAGAAAUGAAAGUGGAGAGGCAAGGCUAAUAGAUUCUGCAAAGGACAAAACUGUGCCAAAGGUACUUUAUUUUCUAGUUCAGCACCCAGUAUGUUUUCUGUUAUAGUAAAUGAAGAUAAGUUAACUGUUAUCAUUUUAGCUUUCACUCAAAACAUCUGCAAUAAUAGAUUUGUUGUUGUGGCUUCCCCUGUCACAAAUUAACUCCAUAGUUGAAGUUAUUUGAGUCCUAAUCUUCACCAUGUUAUGCAGAGCCACAGCUAGCGGGGAAGGGGGGGCCCAAGGGGGGCAGCUGCCCCCCCCCCCCUUGACCUGUUGAGCAAGACACAUCAAGUCUUUGGAUGGGUUUGUUUUCUUUAGAUUCAGUUAUUUUGAUUAUAGUGACUUGCAAUUUAUUGUUUGCCAUUUUUAUAUUCGAGGUCGAUAUUUUGGAGACAUAUCUCAUGACAAGUGCUGAAAAUAGCAUUUAGAAGCCUCCAAAUUUGAACAUUUUCUGGGUAAGGAUACCCCCAGAUCCCCCUACAAGGCUCAUGCCUUCAGCACUUGCAAUAAUGCCCCUGUUACAAAAAACCUAGCUACGGCCCUGUGUUAUGAUGCUGCCACUUGGGAGAGUUCAGACAAGUUCCAAUAUUUAGGGCUAUGGUCAGGCAAGACCCAUCAUAUUCACUUGUGAAUGUUUUCUAACAUAUGAACGUUCUUCACAAGGAAGCAGUCAUUUGAGUGCUUCUCAGUAUUUAAAUAAAGAAGCUUUAAUUUUUGUUAUGGGAGGGGAAUAAUUACUAGGUCAACAAAUCAAAAGAGCCAUGCAAUAACUCUUGAAAUAGGAUUAUAUGUGGAUGAAACUCCUCUCCAGACCCAUCAUGAAUAAACUGGAUCCCGUUACUUUGCCUGCCUUAUGAUUUUGAAAUACAAAAAAAGAGGUUACACCAGAGCAAUUUUUUUAAAAAAAUUAUAGUGAAAAGGUAUUUUUGUUUUUUUUCCAGUCCAGCUUUGUAACAAUAUUAUUCAUUUGUAUUGUCAGUAUAGGUUGCUGCAGUAUCCACAGUAGUAAAUCACUCACUCCUGAUGCCUUUUGUGUUCAGUAACUACACACGCCCAUAUGGCUCCAACUCUAAGUUCCCUCAGAGCUGUAAGUACAGAUUGUGGGAGGCGCUGAGAGCCUCAACUGCAGCACCUGGUUUCUUUGAGGAAUAUAAACUUGGAAAUGAUAUUCAUCAGGUACUAGAAGAAUCUAAAACCAUUCUUAAAUUAAGGUCACCUGGAUUCCUAAAGAAACAAAAAUUCCACUAAAGAGACAAAAAUUUCUAUAGUGUCUCCUUUUGUUUAAUACAUUCAAAAGGUGGCAUUUUGAGCACUGUGCUCCCCACCCCUGGAAUGUUUGUCCAAGCGGCCCAAGCUGCAGGGAGUAAUAAGGGGUGGCUGGGUUUGCAGGCUAACUCUAAGCCCUCUUCAGAGCUAUUCAGAUGGACAAAGGGAUAGUACGUAAACCAUCAGCUUCUGAAGCUUUUUACUAAGUCAAAUCGAUGUCUUGAUGGUUGAUAAAGCCACAUUUUCAUGUUCUUUACUCUGGAAAGUUGAGUAAGCAAGCAAGUUGAUUGAGUGAGCAACUUGUAGUCUGACCUAUCCGUUACGUUAUUCACAGGAUGGUGGUCUUCUAACAAACAAUCCCUGUUCUAUUGCUAUUCACGAGGCCAGGCUUUUGUGGCCUGAUGAGCCAUUUCAGUGCAUCGUCUCUGUCGGAACAGGGAAAUACAAGGGGAGAUCUGGGCCGAGUGCCGUGGAGUUCAGCAGUCUUCGUGAGAAACUUUUAAAAAUUGUGGCCAGUGCAACAGAUACUGAAGGUGAGUUUUGAAAAACAGGAAAGAAAGAUCUUUUAAAAAGCUCUUAAGUUUCUUUCCUUUGAGCUCGGUAACUGAUCAUACUAAAUGGUAUAAAGGCUUGUGGGUUGGAGCAGUUGGUAACAAGACAGUUAUUCAAACUUAAAAUAACAAAUGUGGAAAAAAAUUAGCUUCUAAAUGACUGUUUUGCCUGCAAAAAAUAGACCCUUCCUCAUAUUUUUCAACUUUUGACAUUGACCAGUUAGGAAAAAUUUAUAAACACUACUGGAAAGAGCACCUUCAAUUUAGUGAAAUACCAACUUUGAAAGUGAUGUGUCUUACACGAGCAAAGAAAAUUUUACAGAUAUUUGUGUGGUGAUGGAGGGGGGAGGAGGUCACAAACUUGCCCUCACCAUACAAACGUCUGUAAGAUUUUCCUCGACAACUUUGAGGAGCUAUAUAUAUAUCUUUGUUAGUUUUCAACAAAAAACACUCAAACUUGGCAAUUUUACUAAUUUUAAGGUGCUCUCAGUGCUCGACACUGACUUUUUUGGAAACUAGGCAAUGGGCUUGUAAGUGAAAUAAAUCACUGGCCCAAGACGGCAAGCCACUGGUCCAAAAAAAGCCCAGGAAAAGACACCAGGGGGUUAGGAACCAGUCUUCUCUAUUCCACUUCCUACAUACCUUCCGUUUUGCAAGUCAAUCAUACGAUACCUCCACGAUAUGCAUAGCCUGCUUUGUAUUUUGCAGAGUUUUAGAAAAGCUAUUUUGUCAACUUAUUUAACUGGUCUAGGGGCUAGUAGAAGCAUAUUUUUACUAGCCCAGCCUAAAGUUUCACUAGUCCCGGGCUAGUGGACUAGCGUCAGUGUCAAGUACAGGCUCUUUUUGGCAAAGUUGAUGGAUUUUACAUAACUUUUUAGUGUCAGAAGUUGAAAAAAAAUGUGGAAAGGUCUAUUAACAAAACAUCUCGAGACUGCAGCAUUCACCUAUAAAGUUUCUGCAUAACUGAUGAAUUCCCAGCUUAGCAAAAGGAGACUCAAUCUUUUGAAACAUUGAGCCCUGCUUUAAAUACUAAAGCAGUUUGAAUCAUUCCCAUGUAUGAAUUUCAAACUAUUUUACUUGCAGCUGUGGACAUUGUAUUAAGUGACGUUUUACCAAAGUCUGUUUACUUCCGGCUCAACCCAAACAUGUCAGCAGAUAUACCCAUGGAUGAAGGAAGAAUUGAAAUGUUAGAACAAAUUCAGUUCGAUGCCAGAAGACAUUUAGAGAAGGCAGAUGAGAGUUUAAAGAAAUGUGCGCGGGUUCUACUGCAGGACAAAACUUUACUACAUCGUUCUUUAGACAAGUUCCGAGUGUGGUAUAGAGAUACAUAA
This is a messenger RNA of Porites evermanni, 7459 nucleotides long. NCBI's taxonomy places the organism in Eukaryota, Metazoa, Cnidaria, Anthozoa, Scleractinia, Poritidae. The record is from the annotation of a GenBank genome assembly.